Molecule: messenger RNA, 420 nt
Organism: Babesia ovata
Lineage: Eukaryota; Apicomplexa; Aconoidasida; Piroplasmida; Babesiidae
Exons: 1
Coding region: 1-420 (139 amino acids)
Source: RefSeq, a predicted model, not a curated record
AUGGGUUCAGCUCUAUGGGAGCUUCUUGACAGCAUGUUCGCCGAUGAACAUAUUCCCUCACUCUUCUGCCUUAAACCGAAAACGCCGGCUUCGCUCCCAGAGCACUUCGGAUUUGUGUUGUCACUAGUGAGAGAUUGGAAUGACGGUAAGAAUACUAUCGAGAAAGCGUUUGAGAAAUCUAUAAAAGGCCAAUCUAUUGAUCUGUAUAAGAAAGCAGGUGAGCUCACCGGUGCGCUUCGUGACGCAUACCGUAGUAGGCAUUACAAUUAUGCUGAUAAUAGUCAUCGUCCUCUAUAUGACGAUUUAUCAAGUCUUUCUAUGACAUCGUCGUAUAGUGACCCUAUUAAAAAUAGAUUGUGCGCCCCUACCUUUCAUCGUUAUCCUGCGACUCAAUUAUUACCUGGCACUGAAGCACGCUAG